CAAACCCCCUCGAAGCCCAUCCCGACGGAGAGCGGGGCCGGGCGGAGUGCAUGGCGCCGGGGAUCGUGCCCGCCAAAGCGAGAAACUGCUGAGAGGGCCGGGUAUAUGAGCCGCAACCUGCUCUCCAGAGCCCUUUGUUUCGUAAAGGAAAGCGCUCAUCUCAAGCAGCAAAACGACCGACGAUGGACUACGAUCGAGUGACCCAGAUCCGCGCCAAGGCCUUUGCCCAUCUGGAUGAGGCCCAGUUCGGAUGGUUUCAUCUGCGUGCGAUCCUGGUGUCCGGCGUCGGUUUCUACACCGACUCGUACGACAACUUUGUCAUCAACCUGGCCUUGCCCAUGCUCUACCAUGUCUACUUCCCCAAGUCGCCCGAUCUGCAGUAUCCCUCUGAUUUCCCGCAAAGGAACCCCAACUAUGACGCCUGGAUGAAGGCUGCAACUUCCUAUGGGAACCUCUUCGGCCAACUGAGCUUCGGUUACCUCGGCGACAAGCUCGGCCGCAAGAACAUGUACGGUGUCGAGCUCAUGAUCAUGAUUGUCUGCACCAUCGGCUCGGCCUUCUCGGCCAGCGCUAUCCGCGGCGCCAACAUCCUCCAGACCCUGGCCGUCUGGCGCUUCUUCCUCGGCAUCGGUAUUGGCGGUGACUAUCCUCUCUCGGCCAUCAUCACCUCCGAGUUUGCCAACGUCAAGUGGCGCGGCACCAUGAUCGCCGCCGUCUUUGCCAUGCAGGGAAUCGGAAUCCUCACCGGCGGCCUCGUCACCCUCGCCACCCUCGCCGCCCUCCAGAACAGCAUCCGCUCCGACCCGGCCUAUCUCGACCUCGUCUGGCGCAUCAUCCUGGCCUUUGGUGUGAUCCCUGCGAUGGGUGCCGUGUACUUCCGUCUGACCAUCCCCGAGACCCCCCGCUACACCGUCGAUGUCAUUGGCUCUGUCGACCAGGCCGAGCGCGAUGUCGAGAAGGUCAUGGCCCUCAACGCCACCCGCGAUGUGUCGUCCAACUGGGUCGGCGAGGAGGUCGCCAACGGCACCCGUGCCAACGUCAAGAAGGGAGGAUUCUGGGCGCACUUUGGCCAGUGGAAGAACGGCAAGAUCCUGUUUGGCUGUGCCUUCACCUGGUUUGCGCUCGAUGUCGCCUGGUAUGGUCUCUCGCUCAACGCCAGCACGAUCCUGACGCUGAUCAACUGGAACGGCUCCAACUCGCUCCCUCCGUACGACAACUACUGGCAAAAGACCGUCGGCCAGGUCAUCAUUGCAUGCAUGGGCACUGUUCCUGGAUACUGGGUCUGUGUCGCCCUGAUCGACCGCAUGGGCCGCAAGCCCAUCCAGUACCUCGGCUUUGCUGUCAUCACCGUCUGCCUCCUGAUCCUCGCCAUUGCCUGGGACACCAUCAAGAACAACACUGUCGCCUUCUGCGUUGUCUUCACGAUCGCCCAGUUCUUCUUCCAGUUCGGCCCCAACACCACCACCUUUGUUGUUCCUGGUGAGGUCUUCCCGACCCGCUUCCGCUCCACCGCCCACGGCAUGUCUGCGGCAAUGGGCAAAUUGGGAGCCAUCAUCGGUGUCGAGGCUGUCGGUCCCUUCUUCAGCAUGAAUCCAAAGGCAGUCCUCUACGUCUUCACCGUUGUCAUGGCCCUCGGCGGUGUUGCCACCUACUUCAUCCCCGAGACCAUGGGCAAGACCCUCGAGGCUCUCUCGGGCGAGGAUGAUGCCUUUGAGUCUCAAGAAACGAUCCUCUGAACAAGGUAAUUGGCAUACCGGUGCCAAUGGCCGACUCGUAGCCGCGCUGCCCGUGGGCCACCGAUAGUGCUGCUUGGGCAUAACAUCACUUGCGGGUCCUACAGUCUGCGAUCCAGCUCAGCUCCAUUGCUUUGAUCUGUACUGCACCGCACACUUGCCUUAUUUGAUGGCUGCUUUGGUUGGUUGAUUUAGUGUGUGUGAGUUAUUUGAUUCUCAAGAAUGCUGCCCAGCACCAUCGUCUGGGCCAGACUACAUAAAUGGCUAUUACA
This is a messenger RNA of Polychytrium aggregatum, 2005 nucleotides long. RefSeq names its product major facilitator superfamily domain-containing protein. Gene Ontology annotation, molecular function: transmembrane transporter activity. Gene Ontology annotation, cellular component: membrane. The transcript is spliced from 2 exons. The coding region runs from base 183 to 1736 and encodes 517 amino acids. Gene Ontology annotation, biological process: transmembrane transport. NCBI's taxonomy places the organism in Eukaryota, Fungi, Chytridiomycota, Chytridiomycetes, Polychytriales. The record is from RefSeq and is a predicted model, not a curated record.